Thyridium curvatum is the source of this 630-nucleotide messenger RNA. RefSeq lists its product as uncharacterized. The record is from RefSeq and is a predicted model, not a curated record. NCBI's taxonomy places the organism in Eukaryota, Fungi, Ascomycota, Sordariomycetes, Thyridiales, Thyridiaceae. The transcript is spliced from 2 exons. The coding region runs from base 1 to 630 and encodes 209 amino acids.
AUGGCAGUCACAACCAUGACAGCAGCGCCCGAGGUUCCCCUCAUAUCCCUGCGAAGAUCCACCCCAGAGGAGAUCCUCCACGCACUGUCUACCAUUGGAUUCAUCCAUCUAGAGCUUGAUGGCACUGGGAUUAGCCAGCACGAUGUUCGUCGAGCGUUCGAGUUGUCAACCCUUAUUCAUUCUGUUCCGGAAGGCGAAAGAAUUGGAGCCUUGAAAGAUGCCUCGGGCAACGGGUAUUUUGGAAUGAAGGGGUCACUGGAUGAAAGAAAUCCGUCCAAGGUUGACUUGAAAGAAAGCUUUGUCUGGGGAAGAUACAGCUCUAGUUCUGGACAGACGGAGACCUCUCAGAAUCUUCCUGUUUCCAUACAGAAGCACAAAAGAGAAAUCGUCGACUUUGAUCACAAAUGUUUCGAAGCUUCACUCAGGGUACUGGACUCCUUGUCUGAGGCAUUGGGACUACCACGGGAUUUCUUCCGAAACACCCACGAGGAUGCAGGUUCCAAUGGCUUAGCAAUGCUCAACUACCCAGCCUUAGAUCAGCCACCAAAAAGCGAUGACAUACGUGCUGGGAGCCAUAAAGGCAAGUACAUCAGAGAACUCUUCUUAGAUAUACUAGUACUGACAGCUUAA